Erythranthe guttata (spotted monkey flower) is the source of this 2784-nucleotide messenger RNA. RefSeq lists its product as uncharacterized. The record is from RefSeq and is a predicted model, not a curated record. Lineage: Eukaryota; Viridiplantae; Streptophyta; Magnoliopsida; Lamiales; Phrymaceae.
AUGGCGACUCCGAGUAGGAAUACUGUCAAAGUUUUCGUGUAUAUAGGAGGCCAUAUUGUUCAUGAGGGAUUGUCAGUGAAUUAUGAUCAACCUCAUCAUACAGUCGUACGAGUGAAACACGAUAUAUCUUUCUCAGACUUCUUGGCGAAAAUAUACUCACGUUGCCGAAUAGAUAGAAAUGAAUUUGUGUUAUCGGUGUCGGGCAAAAUAUCACGAUGGUAUCAAAAUCAGUGGAGCGAGAUAGUUUCUGAGAUAACAAGUGAUGAUGAUUUAGAAAUCUAUUUGCACCCGGAUGAAGGAAACGAUUGCAUAGAUGUUUAUGUUGAGUCUCAGCCUUUAUACAAUCCUUUGAUGCCUUCACAAUUCACUACAUCAGAGCCUCUCUACUCCCCUUCGAGACCUUCACAAUUCAGUACAUCAGAACCUCUCUAUUCCCCUUCGAGACCUUCACAAUUCACUACAUCAGAACCUCUCUACUCCCCUUCGAGACCUUCACAACAUUUUGAUUUGAAUGAUGCGUACAAUUCAUUUAUGCAAACAAGUCCUGAGUUAGUUGCGGUUACACAAGGGUUUUCCAAUAUGGGCUUUGAAGCGGGGCCAUCGAGGCAUUCUUAUCAAAAUCUUGGGGUACAUAUUGGGGAAUCAAGUGGAAUGAGAAAUGCUCAUGAAAAUUUUGAUCUUCCUAAUGAAACUCGUCAUUGUAAUAAUAAUGAUGACGAUGAUCCUUUCGGAGACGCACAUGGGCCAAAUGUUCGAAGCGACUCUGAACCCUCCGACCAUGGAGACGAUGAUGAUAGUGGUGAAGAGAACAAUGAUGAGAAUAUCGAAGCCGUUGAUGACGUUGUACAAACAAUAUCGCAGGUAGAAAUUCCAUCAACUUCCCAAGUUCAUGUCAGCAAUCCAUCAUUUGCAGAACCUCCUACUCAGUUUUAUGAUCCACCUUCGUUCUACUCUCUGUCAUUUCCUGAAAUCCCAGCCGAUUCCAUUGAUGUUCCGUCGGGUAUGUGGUCAAAAUUUUAUGAUAGCAGCAAAGGUACUCUCGAAAAGGGGAUGAUUUUUGAUAGUAAAGCAAGGGUCAUUUCAGCCGUUAGAGACCACUCCAUUCGAUUUGCCAGAAGAGAGUUUAAAGUUAUCGAAAGUACAAAAAGAACUUGGAAGGUUAUCUGCAAACACGACACUGAAGCAAGACCUUGCAGAUGGAGGCUAAGAGCAUCAAGAAUUGGGGAUAGAGGACAAUUUAGGAUUGGGAUCUACGAUGGCGAUCAUAGUUGCGGUAUGCAAGGGAUGACAAACAAUCAUGGCAACUUGAACAUCAAUUAUUGCGCCGCAAUUCUAUUGAAAAGUGUUCGUGAAAAUCCAGUUUGUGAGAUUUCAAAGGCAAGAGAGAUUGUGACCGCGCAAAUAGGAUAUGAGAUAUCCUACAUGAAGGCAUGGUACACUUUAAAGCGAUGCAGAGAAAAUGUAUAUGGAACAUGGGAGAGUUCGGUCCAAAAGUUGCCAAAAUUUAUGAAAGCACUGCAACAAAGGAAUCCAGGCACAGCUGUUGAGUGGGAACAUCACGCGACAAAUCAUCCAUCGAAAUUCAUAAUCAAAUACGUCUUCUGGGCCUUCAAGCCGUGUAUUGAUGGUUUCAAAUACUGUCGUCGGGUGAUCAGCGUCGAUGGAACUCAUUUGUACACUAAGUACAAACAUAAGAUGUUGCUUGCUGUGUGUUUGGAUGCGAAUCAACAAGUUUUACCACUUGCGUAUGCAAUUAUUGAUGAAGAGACCGCAAGUGCAUGGAAGUGGUUUUUCAAAUGCAUUGACAAACAUUUACUUUCGGGCAUAUCAGAUGGUAUUUGUAUAAUUUCGGAUCGAGGAACCGGUAUUUUAAGUGCCAUCGAUUCCAUGCCUGAGUUUAGACCCCCUCGCAUCACCCAUCGAUUUUGUUUGAGGCAUGUUUGUUCAAAUGUCAACGCCAUGUUUAAGAGCAUUGUGGUGAAAGAUUUUUGUUACGCUGCUGGAAAACAAUCUCAGGUUUGGAAGCUGAACCGGUAUUUGGACAAGAUUGGGGAGGAAAAUCCCAAUGCACACAGAUACUUGAUGAACAUGGAUCGAGAAAAGUGGACUUUAGCACAUGAUGGAGGGUCUCGACGCGGUCAGUUGACGACCAACUUGUCCGAGUUCAUCAAUGGUGCUUUGAAAGGUGCUCGUAAACUGCCUGUCACAGCUAUUGUGGAUUUUACAUUUCAUCGAGUGGUUAAGCACUUUAUUAAUCGAGUAGCGAAAGGUAAUAAUUGGGAGCAAUCGGGACAACGAUGGGCCGAAUUUCCAUUGAAGAAGUUCAAAUUAUGGGAGGAACAUUCGACGACCCAUUACAUGAGAAGGUUCAACACUCGCAACUACGCUGGUGAGGUAUUCACCAGGGCAAAACCUCAAGGAGGUGGAGGAAAAACACAUUGUGUCGAUCUUAGGGCCAAAGAAUGCUCAUGUAAUAAGUGGACCUUGUUUGGGAUUCCUUGCUCUCAUGUGCAACAUGUAUGUCGUGAUUUCCGUUUGGAUGCCGAAACUUUGGUUGCCGAGUACUACAGUGUUAGAAACCAUAAGAACACAUAUAGUGGCGUGUUUCACCCUUUGCUGCCUGAAAUGUGCUGGGAGGAUGCAGAUUUUGAGCUAUUUCACGAUGUUACCCUACGGAAAGCUACACGACGGGGUAGGCCAGAAAGUACUCGUAUUCGUAACGAAAUGGACCGACCACAAGCGCGUGCUAGAAGAAAAUCUCGGGCAACACAAGAAUCACACUAG